This is a messenger RNA of Aspergillus costaricaensis CBS 115574, 957 nucleotides long. RefSeq lists its product as uncharacterized. Bases 1 to 957 code for a protein of 318 amino acids. NCBI's taxonomy places the organism in Eukaryota, Fungi, Ascomycota, Eurotiomycetes, Eurotiales, Aspergillaceae. The transcript has 12 exons. The record is from RefSeq and is a predicted model, not a curated record.
AUGUAUGCACCAGACACCCAAGAGUUUGAUCUUUCCCCCGGCAGGCAGGCAGGCACGGCUUGUAUGAAGCCAAGUCUGUCGCAGCUUCCUAGCUCGAGAGCAACCCAGCUUAGAGUUUCCUGGCACUGGGUCUGUCAUUGUUGGCCCACCGCCUCCGGAGGAAUAAAUGUCAGCAAGCCAGCAAGCAAGUCACCACCACCACCGGCCUGUCAACGAGGGUUACCUGACGAUCAAAAUCCAAGUCGUGCCGGGGUGGAAUUGAGUUUCGACAAGCACCCACCGGUGCGAUCGUCUACUGCUCACCCACUUUGUCGGGACCUUACUAUCGGACCAGUCCCUUACCACCCGAGUCGUGCUCGCGCGUCUGUCGGCGCUUCCGUGGGUGGACUCGCCGGGCAACAAGAAGAUAGCUCAGAUUCACAGCCCCAGCACGAAGGGAAAGCUCCGCUUCUGCCUUCUUUCAUCCCGAUCGAGCAUCCCCGGGGGAUCCCUGCUGGCACAUUGGAGCAAAGACUUUCUGCACGGAUCCCGACGGAGCCUGACUGGAACCGUCGACCGGUCCAGUGGAAGACCUCGAAUCUAGACAUCGACGCUGCCUUGCUGACAGGCACGUUAAGCAGACUGGUACAGAGGAAAGUUGACGCGGCGCACAGUCCUCCUCUUGGGCAUCUGGUCGUCAUGCGGUUCCGUCUACUCGUCACAGGCCACCACGGGUUGCGCUGUCCUCUACUGGGUUCUAUUGGGUUGGAAAUAGGUCACCGUGCGGGUAUGAUGAUGGGCGGUGAUGAUGACAACCGAGGUCAUCGAUCAUUUUCCCUCACGACUAUCCAUAGCCCGAGGGAAGUGUCGGAAGAGGAUAAGAGAGGGGAGGGGAGCUACUGUGAAAAGGCGCGCGCAUAUGGGCCGCAGAGCUCGGACCGCUUGCCGGGUCGAGCGCAUACCCGAUUCGAUGUGUAG